UGAACUGUUGCUGUUACCUCUUCAGUCUUCAUAGCCACCAAAAUAAUCUCUUUGCAGAUGGCAACCCUCACCAUGCCCACGAGUCUCAUUCUUUUCACAUUGUCCAUAUUUUUUCCAUCACAAAGCCAUUAAUAUUUGAUUCAAAGCUUUGACUUGUCACAUAUUCUUUCCUUUUUUAAAGUUUUCCUUCUUCAAGUGAACAUAUUCUGUCCAAUUUAGCACCCCCUUUUAAUUUUCCUUUCUUGUACCACCAUUUCUGGGUUGGAACCAUGCUCAUUCAUGAACCUGGGUUUCUUCUUUUGCUCUUACUUCAUUUCUAGUUCCUUUACCAGCUAAAUUCAUCUGGGAACCCAUCAAAAUGUGAUUUUUCUUCCAUCCCUAUGAGUUUUCUGGUGUUUUCAGAUUCUGGGUGACCACAAGUUUGAGUCUUUAUGGUGAAAAGUUUGGUGGGGUUGGCUUGAAUUUUUGUGUGCUACAAAAUAUGAAGUCGUUUGUUGUUUCCCACCUUGUGAUUUGGACCAUCUUUUGUGGUGGUAUUUUCUGCAGUAGGCCUGCAAGUGUGAACAUUGGUGCAGUCUUCACCUUCGAUUCGGUCAUAGGUAGAGCUGCAAAGGUGGCCAUGAAAAUGGCCGUUGAUGAUGUCAAUGCUGACCCUAGAGUCCUCAAUGGCACCCACCUCAACUUGAUAAUGAAGGAUGCUGCCUGCAGUGUCUUUCUGGGAGCUAUUGGAGCUUUUCAGGCACUCGAGGAAGGGAUCGUAGCAAUGGUUGGUCCACAGUCGUCUUCUAUAGCUCAUAUGGUAUCUCAAAUUGCUGAUGCUCUCCAUGUGCCUCUUGUCUCAUAUGGUGCCACUGAUCCUACCCUGUCCUCCCUUCAGUUCCCUUACUUUUUUCGUACUAUACAAAGCGACUUGGAGCAGAUGAUUGCGGUAGCUGAUCUAAUUGAAUUCAAUGAAUGGAAGGAGGUCAUUGCUGUAUACUUGGAUGAUGAUUAUGGAAGAAAUGGAAUGUCGGCUUUGAGGGAUGAACUUGAAAAUAGGAGAUUGAAAAUUGCUCAUAAGCUACCUUUGAGUAUUCAGUUUGAUCCAAAUGAAAUCACCACUUUGCUGAACCAAUCCAAAUUGUUUGGUCCUCGUGUGUAUGUUGUUCAUAUCAACCUGGAUCCAAAACUGAGAUUUUUCAACAUUGCCAACAAACUUAAAAUGAUGACCAAAGACUAUGUUUGGCUAGUCACUGAUUGGCUCUUUGCUACCUUAGAUUCUUUCUCCACAGUGAAUCAGACCUCUCUCAGUGUUCUCCAAGGGGUUGUUGGUUUUCGUCAGCAUAUUCCAGAUUCCCGAAAGAAGAGAGGUUUCGUUUCAAAAUGGAGAAAUGCACAUAAAGGUAUGCCAAAUGGUAGUUUGAAUGCCUAUGGAUACUAUGCUUAUGAUACAAUAUGGGCAGUUGCGCGAUCAAUUGACAGAUUCAUUAGAUUGCAUAAUAAUAUUACCUUUGUAGUUAAUCAUGAGAAUAAGCCAUCUCACACACAAGGAAAUGAUCUUCAGCUUGACAAGCUCAAAAUCCUUGCUAGUGGAUCUGAUCUGGGCAGUAUAUUAUUACAGUCAAAUUUUACUGGUGUGAGUGGUCGAGUUCAGUUUAAUGCAAACAGGAAUAUCAUAAGUGGUGGUUAUGAUGUUAUAAAUAUCAAUCAGAGUGCAAUGACUACGGUUGGUUAUUGGUCUAAUUGCUCAGGAUUUUCGGUCAUCCCCGCUGAAAAUCUUAAGACUAAGAAAUGUAAAAGGUUAACUCAAGAUCAUAAGCUUGGCAAUAUUACUUGGCCUGGUGGAGGGACAGAAAGACCGCGCGGCUGGGUGAUUGCUGAUAAUGGAAGACCACUGAGAAUUGGAGUACCACGUAGAGCAAGUUUUGUUGAAUUUGUGACUGUGAAGGAUCAUCAAAUUCUAGGGUACUGCAUUGAUGUCUUCAACAAGACCCUGGAAUUUAUUCCAUAUGAUGUUCCUUACCGUUUCAUCCCUGUUGGGAAUGGUAAAUCAAAUCCAAGCUAUGAUGAACUCGUGAAAAAUGUUGCUGACAGUGUAUAUGAUGCAGUUGUCGGCGACAUUGCAAUUGUGACGAACCGUACACAAUAUGUGGAUUUUUCUCAGCCUUAUGCAACAACUGGCCUUGUUAUAGUGGCUCCUGUCGACAAUGCAAGAUCAAAUGCUUGGGUGUUUCUCCAACCAUUCACAGCAGAUAUGUGGUGUGCUACGGCUGCUUCAUUCGUGAUGAUUGGAGUGGUUAUAUGGAUUCUUGAGCACCGAGUCAAUGAUGACUUCCGUGGUCCUCCUAAGAGACAACUGGUGACAGCGUUUAUGUUCAGCCUCUCAACACUGUUUAAGACAAACCAGGAACGGACGAUAAGCUCGCUAUCCAAAAUGGUGAUGAUAGUCUGGCUUUUCCUAUUGAUGGUGAUCACUGCUAGCUAUACAGCAAGCUUGACUUCAAUUCUUACAGUGGAGCAGCUCUCAUCGCCCAUCACAGGAAUCGAUAGCUUGAUUGCGAGCAAUUGGCCCAUUGGAUACCAAGUAGGAUCUUUCGCUUACAGCUAUCUUACGGAUAGUCUUUAUAUAUCAAAAUCAAGACUUGUUCAACUAGGCUCUCCCGAGGAAUAUGCUAAAGCUCUGAAGAAGGGGCCGUCUAAUGGAGGCGUGGCGGCUAUCAUCGAUGAGCUUCCUUACGUGGAGUUAUUUCUGUCAAAGGAAACUGGGUUCGGUAUCAUUGGACAGCCAUUUACCAAAAGCAGUUGGGGAUUUGCUUUCCAAAAAGAGUCUCCUCUCGCCCUCGACAUGUCCACGGCUAUUCUAAAACUCGCCGAGAGCGGAGAGCUCCAGAAGAUACAUGACAAGUGGCUCUGCAAGAUGGGUUGCUCUGAAAAAACAACAAGCAACUCCAAGCCUGACCAACUUCACUUGAUUAGUUUUUGGGGUCUGUAUCUGUCAUGUGGUGUUGUCACACUCGCCUCGCUUUUGGUGUUUCUUCUGCGAGCGAUUCGCCAAUACGCUCGCUUCAAACGACGGGAAAAGGACAUUGCUGUCGCCUCAUCGUCGGAACCAUCAAAGACCAGCAGCCAUUGUUCCCAGGUUCUCCUUAACUUCUUCAACUUCAUUGAUGAAAAAGAAGAGGCCAUAAAGAAAAUGUUCACUCAAUGUGACAAUCCUGAACCUCAAGUCAGAUAAGAGAGUAUUGGUUCAUGGUUCUGCUGCUAAAAGUGAUUCAUAAAAUUUGUAGGUUUUAGUAAACUCAUACACUCAGAAGCUUUCUAAUCUAUGUAUAGUAACAAUAAUCUGUUCCAAAGAAUAAAAUAAAAUAAUAUAAUGUUGGCCAUGUA
This is a messenger RNA of Arachis duranensis, 3366 nucleotides long. RefSeq names its product glutamate receptor 3.7. The coding region runs from base 482 to 3214 and encodes 910 amino acids. The transcript has 6 exons. Gene Ontology annotation, cellular component: plasma membrane. The record is from RefSeq and is a predicted model, not a curated record. Gene Ontology annotation, molecular function: glutamate-gated receptor activity. NCBI's taxonomy places the organism in Eukaryota, Viridiplantae, Streptophyta, Magnoliopsida, Fabales, Fabaceae.